Messenger RNA from Penicillium angulare, 1476 nucleotides. Its product is annotated as sorting nexin-4. Gene Ontology annotation, biological process: autophagy; cytoplasm to vacuole targeting by the Cvt pathway. Lineage: Eukaryota; Fungi; Ascomycota; Eurotiomycetes; Eurotiales; Aspergillaceae. Gene Ontology annotation, cellular component: phagophore assembly site. The transcript is spliced from 2 exons. Bases 1 to 1476 code for a protein of 491 amino acids. The record is from RefSeq and is a predicted model, not a curated record. Gene Ontology annotation, molecular function: phosphatidylinositol binding.
AUGGAUCAACACGACGACUUCGAUAAUGUUUCCUGGAAACAUGAUGGGGACAGCGAUGCUUCUCGACCCACGACAUCUGGCACAAAUGAAGAGGAACAAAAUAGACAUGAUAACGAUGCCAAUGGCAAGCGAAGAAUAAGCUCAGCACCUGAAGAACCGCAAGCUGGCCCACUAGCCGAUGCCGUUGAUUUGGCGGGUAUUGGUGACGGCGUACUCGAGUGCCAGGUAGACUCACCUUUAAAAGAGAAUGAUGGCACAAAGGAUGCUUAUAUCUCAUAUCUCGUCACAACUAAUACCGAUUUUAAAUCAUUCCAAAAGCCCGAAUUUAAUGUUCGCCGACGAUACACCGACUUCUACUUCCUUUACAAGACUCUCUACCGGGAAUAUCCAGCAUGUGCCGUUCCGCCGUUGCCGGACAAGCACAAGAUGGAGUAUGUGCGAGGCGACCGGUUCGGCACGGAGUUCACAUCACGAAGAGCAUGGUCGCUACACCGAUUCUUGAAGCGACUGACACUUCACCCUGUACUCCGACGUGCCCCUUUGCUUACUAUCUUCCUGGAGUCGCCGGACUGGAAUGCUCAUAUGCGACUACAUUCGACGCGGGGGACAACAACUGCAUCAUCAGAGAAUGCUUCCACCAAGAUAUUUGAUAAUUUUACCGAUACAUUCGUCAACGCCUUCACCAAGGUACACAAACCAGACCGCCGAUUCAUCGAAGUCAAAGAGAAGGCGGAUAAACUGGAUGAAGAUUUAUCACACGUGGAAAAAACCGUGGCGCGGGUCGCACGGCGCGAAACUGAUUUGGAAACGGAUUAUACAGAGCUGGCAACUCAGUUCCGCAAACUGGUCCCUCUUGAACCUGCCGUUGAGAUGCCAUUACAAGUCUUUGCCGCAUCAGUAGAAGAAACUGCACGUGGAUUGAAAGGAUUAAAGGACGAAACAGACCAGAAUUAUUUAGGGUCUCUGCGCGAUAUGGAAGCAUAUAUCCUAUCGGUUAAGACUCUUCUGAAGACCCGUGAACAGAAGCAGCUUGACUUCGAGGCAUUGGUUGACUACCGCAACAAAGCUGUGGCCGAGCGGGACUCGUUAGCUGCCAAUCCAGCUGCUUAUUAUGCAUCUAAUCCUCUUACUUCUUCGCCGGCAUCCUUUAUCCGCUCGAAGAUGGAGGACAUGCGCGGUGUUGAUCAUGAAACUUCCCGCCGUGAACGUGUCCGCAAGCUUGAGCUUCGCAUCGAUGAAUUGACACGUGAAGUUGACUCUGCAAAGACCACGUCUGAGAUGUUCGACGAGGAGGUUGUUCGCGAAGUAGCAGACUUCGAGCGCAUCAAGGCUGUAGAAUUCCGGGAUUCCCUUGGUUCCCUCGCAGAGUCUCACAUUGACUUCUACCAGGGUGUCCUGUCUACCUGGGAGCGUUUCAUUGCAGAGAUGGAAGGGGACCCAGAAUUUGCACAGGACUCUGAGUCCGCUGCCUUGUGA